Molecule: messenger RNA, 2249 nt
Organism: Pecten maximus
Lineage: Eukaryota; Metazoa; Mollusca; Bivalvia; Pectinida; Pectinidae
Exons: 2
Coding region: 111-1190 (359 amino acids)
Molecular function (GO): protein binding
Source: RefSeq, a predicted model, not a curated record
AGCUAUUGGUAUCCUAAUUUCAAUCCUGUUUAAUUGCGGCACGCCAGAACCACCUGUUCGCUGAAGACAAUAGUAUCUGUGAUCAGAGAGUCCGAAAUUUGAAGACAACAAUGGACGAACCGUUACAAAUGAAUGACCUCGUCUGUAGAUCGACCUCCUCUUCCUGUGGCAGCACGAAUACAACGGACUCCAGUCUCGACAACAAGUUGUUGGCGGAUAGCGGGUGCCAGGCUGGAAGAAGUUUUGUUGACGGCAUCAGCAGCGAGAAAGCAGAAGUACACGCUCCAUUUAUUGUGCCUCAAGAAGAGCCUUUAAAAACACCUGGGAUGUCCCGUACAACUAUAUCUACGAGUAGACCUACCUCUCCACAUGUGGAGUCUGUUGUAAGAAAAGACGGUGCCCCGGAAAAACUCUCUCGGACGAACAAAGACGGACAUAACGAAAAAGAUAAAAACAUGGAUACCGCCAAUAAAGAUACGGGGACAGAAAAGGGUAUCGAGUCGAUAGCUACGAGUUUCUUGCAGGCAAACGACACUUCGGAUCUCCGACUGGUAUGUGGAGGUAAACCUCUGUAUGUAUCAAGAAUUGUAUUGUCUAUUGUUUCGCCCGUGCUGAAGCAAAUGUUCGACAGUAGGUCACGAGAACUGAGUGUUAUCGAGAUCCCGUUACCAGGGAAAUCCUUCGACGACAUCUUGGAAUUUCUCUGCUGUGUUUACCCAGAUAAAUUGAAACCAGUGAAUGAAAACAAUGUAAUGAUCCUUCUGGACCUAGCGAUGGAGUAUAAGGUGGCCAGUUUGACACUGCGAUGUGAACAAUACCUUCUUGACGAGUUAAACCGGAACCGGAAAUGCAUAUCUCCAGACAAGUUGGUCAAGACGAUCCAACUGGCAGAUCAAUACGGGUUGGGGAGUGUCCAACAACAGUGUUUUGAUAUAGCUACCCGUACAUCCUCAGAUUUAUUGGAAAAUGUGCAAGGAUUCUGGGAUUUAUCACACGUUCACACCGCCACUAUAUUUCUACAGAGAUUAAAAUUAUUCGAAUCGGCCUCUAAAAAGGUUGGCAAACGUCUGACGGAAGUGGAGGCACACUGUAGUCUGUAUCAUAAAAACGAUCGAUGGGGAGAUAGUUUAUGUAACAAGUGUUUGGCGAGUGUUGGUAAAGUAGCCGCCGUGGAAUUAGCACAGUUGUAAAAUGUAUGACGUCAUAUUAAUAUAUACCUAAAGACCCAAAAACAAAAGACAGGGAGACGGCGAUGUUGCAAUUUAAAAUAGUGAGUGUUUUUGUGUUACCCUGAGGACCGUGAAAAUAUGACUGUUCACGCUUGUUGUCUGAGAUGAUUAUUCUCUCUGAAAAUGUUGAAUUAUAAAAUGCGAUGUUAUGUUGGGGAUGGGAGAUGGGAGGUUGGCGUAGAAUUCAAAAAUAGAUAUUGUCUAUGUCAAAAUAAUUGAAUGUCUGCAAUGUAAUACAAUAGAUUCAAGUUAAAACUUUGAGUAUGCAUUAUAAUUCAUUGUCGCUAGAUGGCCAUUCAAUAUUCAAAAAUAUAUUUAUGCAUAUAUUUAGUCGGUUUGCACGGGUUCCGGUUUAUAGAGCUCUGACCACGUUGGUUUUAGACCCAUACCUAUUCCUUCAGUUAAAUGAUGACGGUUUUCAGAAUAGACAGAUUCCGGAUUAUACAGGUUUUACUUACUACAUAUGUCGAACCAAACAAUGCACUCGGAAUAAUCAAGGAUCCGCAUUAGACAGGGAUUGGUUUUGACAAGUGAUACUUCAUUAGAUUUGUCAUGAAUGUGUUAUGGCGAUGUCUGCUGUAUAAAUUAUGCUGUUGAUGAUCUAAUCAGGUUAUUAUAAUUAUCAUAACAUCAAUUUGUUUCAUUAGCUGUUAAUAUCUUAAAUCAAUAUAUUUUGAGUUAAAAUAAUCGUAAUGGUUGUUAAGGGCCACGAUACCUUUUUACAUCUGAAUUUACACCUUAUUAGAAUUGUGUACAUCUGUCAGUCCUUGAUUUCUUUGAAAUGAAGCAUUAAAACAAAAACAUAAAUAGCGUAUUAUCUUAAUUUUGUGUUUUCCGUUAAAUCUUAUGACGUUUCUUAAUUAAUUUGCUUUGACACGGACAAAUUAAUCUAUUGGAUUUACUCUUUAGUGCCUUUUUCUGGCACUUAAAUACCGGUAUUCAUAAAAAAUAUAUAUACAUUUAUUUAUUAUUUCAUUAUCAGUAGUAUGCUUUUUGAGGAAUGGAAACUAUGAAAGAAGU